Archocentrus centrarchus (flier cichlid) is the source of this 3123-nucleotide messenger RNA. RefSeq names its product solute carrier family 12 member 3-like. Gene Ontology annotation, biological process: cell volume homeostasis; potassium ion homeostasis; sodium ion homeostasis. Bases 1 to 3123 code for a protein of 1040 amino acids. Lineage: Eukaryota; Metazoa; Chordata; Actinopteri; Cichliformes; Cichlidae. Gene Ontology annotation, molecular function: sodium:potassium:chloride symporter activity. Gene Ontology annotation, cellular component: apical plasma membrane. The transcript is spliced from 27 exons. The record is from RefSeq and is a predicted model, not a curated record.
AUGGGGCAGUUUACAUCCAAAAGUAAAGAGGUAGACCAGGGCAUUCUCCAUCGUGUCCAGUUCUCUAACGGUGAAGAAGGAUCUCCCAGAUACUCUUCACACCAUUUUGAUGCUAACAGCAGACAAGAAGGCGGUAGCCACCAAAUUCCUCCAACCAUCAUUGUCUCGGACGAGGAUUCAAGUGCUCCAGAGUGGCAGGGCUCAAGAACAGAGCUGCGGAGAUCUUCCUUCUAUAGCACCAUAGACCUGGUGCCACAGCUGGAACACUAUGUCAGUACGCUACCCCGCCAGCAGACAAGGAGCAGACCUUCUCUGGAGGCUCUCCGCAAAGCAUUUGAUGAAGUGGAGGCAGGGAACACCAACACAGAUCCAGGAACUAGCAAUAUUCCUGCCACAGAUGGUGGAAGUGAAGAGUCCCAAGGUCCUCAGGAGCAAACUCCUACUAGAUUUGGCUGGUUUGUUGGAGUCAUGGUUCGCUGUAUGCUUAAUAUUUGGGGAGUCAUCCUGUUCCUCCGCCUGUCUUGGAUCACCUCUCAGGCAGGCAUUUUGUUGACCUGGCUUAUUAUCCUGAUGUCCGUGAUGGUGACCUCAGUGACUACUCUCUCCAUCUCUGCCAUUGCCACUAAUGGGAGGGUGAUCUCAGGAGGAGCGUAUUUCAUGAUCUCACGCACUUUGGGUCCUGAAAUUGGGGGACCAAUUGGGAUGGUCUUUUCAUUUGCCAAUGCUUUGGCUUGUGCACUCAAUACUGUUGGGUUUGCAGAGGUGGUCCGUGAUCUAAUGCAGGAGUUUGGUGUUGUCAUGGUUGAUUCAAUCAACGACGUCCGUAUUGUAGGUGUGAUCACUGUCACAGUUCUUCUGCUUAUUUCAUUGGCUGGAAUGGAGUGGGAGUCUAAAACCCAGAUUAUGUUCUUCUUAGUUCUUCUGGUUUCCUUUUCCAACUACUUUGUGGGCACUUUUAUCCCUCCCACUCCAGAGAAGCAGGCACUGGGCAUUUUUGGAUACCGCUCUGAGAUCUUCUUAGAAAACUUGACACCAGACUGGAGAGGACCUGAAAGCGAUUUUUUCCAGAUGUUUGCCAUUUUCUUUCCCUCCGCCAUUGGCAUCCUGUCUGGAGCCAACAUCUCUGGAGACCUUAAAGAUCCUGCUACGGCUAUCCCCAAAGGCACGCUCAUGGCCAUUUUUUGGACUACUAUGAGCUACUUAAUGAUAUCUGUCACUGUCGCAUCAUGUGUAGUGCGAGACGCUUCUGGAAACAUGACUGAUAUCCUGCCUGGAAAUGUUACUGACGGCUGUGUGGGACUGGCAUGUAACCUGGGCUGGAACUUCACAGACUGCAUACAGUCAAAUUCUUGUGAAUAUGGCCUUGCCAACAAUUUAAAGGUUCUGGGCCAAGUUUCUGGUUUCCAAUACCUCAUCACUGCUGGUGUCUUUGCAGCCAGCUUAUCUUCUGCUCUUGGAUUUCUUGUUUCUGCCCCUAAAGUCUUUCAGUGUCUGUGCAGAGACAACUUAUACCCAUACAUUGGGUUCUUUGCAAAGGGUUAUGGGAAAAAUGAUGAACCACUCCGGGCUUAUCUACUGUGCUACAUCAUUGCUGUGGCCUUCAUUCUCAUUGCGGAGCUGAACACCAUUGCAGCUCUGAUCUCCAACUUCUUCCUGUGUUCCUACAGCCUUAUAAACUUCAGCUGCUUUCAUGCCUCAAUCACUAACUCCCCUGGAUGGAGACCAUCAUUUCACUACUACAGUAAAUGGACAGCUCUGUUUGGAGCAGUCAUAUCUGUAGUUCUGAUGUUCCUGUUUACCUGGUGGGCUGCUCUAAUCACCUUCUGUAUAAUAUUCUUCUUGUUUGGAUACAUCAACUACAACAAACCAAAGGUAAACUGGGGUUCAUCAGUCCAGGCAGGCACAUACAACAUGGCUUUGUCAUACUCUGUCUCUCUUACUGGUGUAGAGGAUCACGUCAAAAAUUUUAGACCACAAUGUCUAGUUCUGACUGGACCUCCAAACCAGCGACCUGCACUGGUGGAUUUUGUUAGUGCGUUCACUAAGCAUAUAAGCCUUAUGAUCUGUGGUGAUAUCAUCACGGAACCUGAGAGGCAGACGCGACCACAGGAUACUACAGAUCAGCUGGUUAAAUGGAUGAAUAAGAGGAAAGUGCGCUCAUUUUAUACUCCAUUGACUGCUGAUAGCCUCAGAGCUGGAGCUCAAUACUUGUUGCAGGCUUCUGGACUUGGCAAGCUGAAGCCCAACACCCUGGUGCUUGGCUUCAAGACGAACUGGAGGGAGAGUUCUCCUGAAAGCAUUGAAGAUUAUAUUAACACUAUAAAUGAUACAUUUGAUUCCAACUUCUGUUUGUGUAUCUUGAGAAUGAUGGAUGGGCUGAACAUCUCUGACCAGUUUGAUUUCGAAGUAAACCAGGGUUUUGAGCCCGAUGAACCUGUUGAAAAUUAUGACCAUCAGUCUCCAGAAAGGGAAUCAGCUGAUGACAUCUCUGAUAAUGGCAACAGUGAUCAAAUCAAGACAGUGUUUCAGUGUACACAGGGGAAAAAGUCUGUCGAUGUCUACUGGAUAGCAGAUGAUGGAGGACUGACUUUACUGGUGCCUUACCUGCUCACCAGGAGAAAAUGCUGGCGUAGCUGUAAGAUCAGGGUUUUCAUUGUGGGAGAUGAACAAAACAUGGAUGAAGGCCGUAAUGAAAUGAUUGCUCUGCUGAAGAGGUUCCGUUUAGAUUUCAGCGACGUCAUAGUGAUGACAGACAGUGAGAAGCAUCCUCAAGCCAAGAACAUGAGUAGGUUUGUGGAGAGUGUCAGUCCCUUCAGGCUGCAUGAUGAACAGCAGGAAGUCGCCUCCAUUCAGGAGCUAAGACAAAGAGAACCAUGGAAAAUAUCUGACAAAGAGUUUGAAGCCUUCAAACAAAAGUCUGAGAGAAAAGUGAGGCUGAAUGAAAUCAUCCGGAGGAAUUCUCAACAUACAGCUCUUGUGCUUGUGAGUCUUCCUGUGCCACACAGUGACUGCCCCAGUGCUCUGUACAUGGCCUGGUUGGAUACCCUGACCUGUGGCCUCCACUGCCCUGCGGUGCUGAUACGAGGAAACCAGCAGAAUGUCCUCACUUUCUACUGCCAGUAA